CGUUUACAUGUCGCGGCCGAUUUUCGGCACUCGCGAAGUGAAAUCGCGCGUCGCCAUUACUCGGAAAGAUCCGUCGAAGGGAGACAACGAUGGGGUUGUCGCGAGACUCUCGAAGAUUUCUCGCGCUUCUGCUCCGAACGGAGUAUCGUCCUCCGAUAAGCCUCGAGGCGGGAUGUCCGUGGGUUCGGGCGGCCGGGCGCCGUUUAAACGGACCACGCAAAAUAUACAGCCGCUUACGAAGUCUAGCGGAAGUCGAGCGAAGCCAACGGAGGUUUCCGCGGCACCAGCGCCAAGAUCGUCAGCGCCGAACGCGGGGCGGAAAAAAGACAUCUCGUCGCUCUUCAGCGCGAAGAGGCCAGCGAGAAAAGUCGAGUACGCCGCCGUCCGAGGAGGCAGGGCGACGAGGGACCAGCAGCUAAAAGGACAGCCCAGCCAGCAGCAACAGCAGCAGCAGCAACCGCCGCCGCCGCCGCAGCAGCAGCAGCAGCAACAGCAACAGCAACAGCAGCAAUCGGCGACGCUGCGCCAGGUGCCGAGCGCCUCCUCGCUGGAGGCGAAGAGCGACGUUUCGCCGACUGGGAACUGGGCCGGCUCCCUGAGCAGCAAGGAGCCGGCCAGGCCCAAAGCGGCGACGGCGUCGAAGGGCCCCACCAAGGCCUCCAGGAUGCAGGAGUUGGAGCGCGAGGUCGAGGCUCUGCGCAAGGAUCGCGCGCGUCUCGAGGCGAAUCUGCGUGACGCAGCCUCCGACGCCCAAACCCUGCGGGAGCUGCGCGCCGAGCUGGCUUUUCUUAAGGAGCAGCAUAGUUUGGAGCUAGAACGUCUUACUGAGGAAAACGAAGCCCUUCGUGCUCGUCUCAGGGACGUGGCACAUUCUCCAUUGUCAGAUUCGGAGAAACAGCAACUGUUGCUAGAUGCCUCGAGACUCCAUAAUUCUGCACCAGCCUCCAUCGCCAUUCCACAGGACGAUGGUUCUGCACAUAUCACCAGUACACCCCAGGAAGGAGCUCAAUGCACUACUCCCGACUGGGACAAGCACUCUUCCAGCUCGAUGUCCGAGGUUUCGGUGGCGUGCUUGCAGGACAGGAUCUUACAGAUGGAGGAAACUCAUUAUUCCACAAACGAAGAAUUACAGGCGACUAUUCAGGAAUUAAGUGACUUACAGGCGCAACUGACAGAAUUGCAAGCGGAUAAUGAUAGGCUGACUGAGGAGAAGGGAGUUCUGUUGGAGUCACUGUGCCGUCAGACAGAGAAGUUAGAAGACUCUCGAUCUAAGGUAGACACUUUACAGGGAUUGCUUUUAAGAGAAGAGCAACCGCAGGAAGCGUCCAAAGGUUAUAAUACUGAAAGAGAGCAGAAAUUAGUAGAUCUCUUGAAAAGUGCACAAGAAGAACGAGAGACUCUACUUCAGAAGCAGGAAGAGUUGAUCAGCGAACUGAAGAGUCUGAGAGCGACUGCUGACGCAAGUGCGGCAGAGACUGAGCGUCUGACGAAAUGUGUCGAAUUACUGGAGGCUUCAGUGGACUCCGCGAACAUCGAACGAAAGCAACUUGAUAUGGAACUGGCGGAAGCCAGACAAGAAGGCGCGAAUCGUAGUAUAGAGAUUAGUAGAUUAGCGACUCUAUUGGAGAAUGCACGAGCAAAGAUCGAGGAAUUGGAACAAUCAAGGCAGCUGGAAAACAAAAGUGAGGCGGACGAAUUGUUAGACGCAGCUAGGCGGGAGAAGGACACGCUUGAAACGCAAGCGGCGGCAUUACAGGAACAGUUGGCGCGUUCGCAUUGCGACCACGAUCGAUUGAGAGAUCAAUAUUCGCAACUUCAGGAAGAAUAUAAAGUAUCCCGAAAUAACGCGAAGUCUGCCAUUGAUGAUUUGGAGUACAGAUUGAAUCAAUUGAAGGAUGAACGAUUAUCGGUGAGCACAGAACUGCAACUUGUCCGGGAUUCUCUGGCAGAAUUGCAAACACAGUGUCAACGGCAUCUGGAGGACAAACGGGAGCUGAAAGCCGCGCUAAGUGAAGCACAACGAAGAGAACGCGAGGCUCAAAUGCAUCAAUAUGAGCUUGAACGUGCGUUGGCCGAUGAACGUAAACUGCGGCAGGAGGAGAGUGCGGAAUGGGAGCAGUUUCAAACGGACUUGUUGAUGACCGUACGAGUUGCCAACGAUUUCAAGACCGAGGCUCAAAGCGAGUUGGAACGCGUAGUCAUGGAAAACAAGGCGCAAAGAGAUAAGCUGAGAGCACUGGAAGCACAACUCGAUAAGCUUAACAAAGAUAGCACUGUAGUGAAUUCCUGCAAGACACUUGAUGUCGCUAAAGAGAAAAUGGCGAGUGUUAUACUAAAGCGUGGUCGGAUGAUUUUAAAGAAGCGUUAUGACUCGAGAAAACACGCAUUACGAAAUAGCUUGUUGAAAGCCACGACGAACGGCUGGGAUUCGCAUAAAGCGCUUGAGGACGCCAAUAUCGCGAAUCAAAACAGACUUGAUUUGCCGAAUAAUAAUCCGGCUACCAUAGGCGGCGCGUCAACACUCAAGGAAGCUAUCAAAUUAGAGGACAAAUUGAUUUCCGGCGAGGAGAUUGAAUUUUGUCCCGCCUUUCGUACCGGCAGCCAGCAUAUCGAAUGCGUCACAGACGAAGCGGCUGAGUGUUUAGAUAAUGAGAAACCAUCGGAAUUUUCAAGAAAUGAAUCAUCGAAGUUUUAUUUAAACAAUUCCGAAUCAGAUACGAUUUCUCAUAAUCCAAUCAAUAAAUCUCCGAUAAUAGAAGAUUAUCCAAAACUAUACAUUACUGUCACAGACAAGUCUGAUAAAAAGUCUGAAAAAAAUACAAUGGCUAAGAGUUCCUUAUUAAAAAGUAUACGCAGUAUUCAGAAUGCCAAUGGAAAUAUGUACGGCAUUAACAUUUCGAACAGUCGAUUUUUUGUACCGAAGGAUUAUAUAUAUUCUGACAUAGAGAGCGCAAUGAAUGAUCUCAAGUUCGAGGUCGAUCCGGAAAUGGGAAAGCUGUUACAAAGAAGUUACAGCAGUCCGAAAACCAACAUGAGCUUGCCUAAUCUAGUUGAAGCCAGUCUGUCUAUAAAUAAUACAACAAGAACAACAGAUACUUUGACUGUGUCGAACGACUUGAUAAAACAAGGCGCAAACAAAGACUUCAGGCAUAUAAGAGCGCACUCAGAUUCUUCAUCUGUAUAUUUAAGAUUAAAGGAAAGCGAUAAGGCUGAGCAAAGGCAAGGGCUAUUUUUGAAAAAGCCUGAGUCAAAAUCAAGCUGUGGGAUCGACGACUCUGUCUUGAACGAAACUUCGAAAUCAAAAACAUCUGUAGAAUUACAAACCGAAAAUUGUACCGAAUUAUUAAAUAAACUGAGUGAUGAAGAGGAGGAAAAGUUACAAGAAACGAGAUUUGAGAAUCAUGGAUCCCCAUCAGAAACGUCUUCUUUAAAAAAUGAAGCUUUGAAAGAAGAAACUCUAUGUAAUAAUCAGUUAUGGACAGCAAAGCACGUGAUUAUUGAUAAUGAUCAAAUUGUGACAGAACCUCUGCAUUUCGAUGCAUCUAUGUCAGAGAGUGGAAAAGUUUUUGAUACGCUUGCAGAAUCCAAAAUAUCUAGUUUGUCUGAUGAAAAUAUUGAAGUUGAUAUAACAUCGCCAAAAUCUACAAAGAACGUAAGUACCGAAUGUAAAAAAGUAAAAUCUUGCGAAUCUACAUCAAGUGUUUCUCUAAUAAGACGGAAAUCGUAUCCGCUGUUAACACCCUCAAAAAUUGAAUAUAAAUCAAGAUAUCCUUCAUCGGUUACUUUAUCAAACAUAUCGAGAAGUAUUUUAAAUAUUAAUUUAGAGAAAGAAACGAAGAUCUCGGAAUCAUUAACCUAUUCCUCCAUCAAUCAGGAAAAACAAACCGAAUCCUCGACAUGUAGUGAGGAGUUACAAGAAUCAACGUGUCCAAAUUCGAAUGAGACGAAUCGAUUGACUCGCAUGAAGUUUCUACAAGAUAGCCUACAGACCAACGCAGACAAGAACGAUUCUGAGAUCGAGAAAGCGAUUCCCUCUGAAAGUAAACUUCACACAACGUGCGAAGAAUCUAAAAUGUCGCGAAGAAACGCGGACACGGGGAAUCAAGCCCCACCGAUUGGACUAACGUCAUCCUUGAGAGAAAAGUUUGAGACGAUCAUAGAGGACGUGGAAUUGAGAAUGCCGUCGGGACGGCGCCCGCAGAUAAGCGAGUCUUGCGACCCUAAUCAAAAAGUGAUACAACAACCGCCUACGAGACCAGUCAGCACACCAACAGAAACCCAACAAUCCGUGCUAACGAGCGUGCAACAGGAGAUCGCAGCUCGUAGGAAGGCCAAUAUUUCUCGUCAAGACUCGAGACUUUCCGUAAAAUGUUUGAUUGAGAGUAUCGAAAACUCCACGAAACAAAAAGCCGCAUCUGGAAGUCGUAGCAGUUCUACGUCCUCUCUAAAUUCGAUUGGAACUACGGAUAUUAUAUCCUUAAAAGCUCCUCUUAGGGACCAACAGCAAAUCAACAAUCUGAUCUGUACGGCCAAUUCGACAAAUAAUAACAAAACACAAUCUACAAUCACGAAGAAACCGGUAUCAGAGUCAAAGUCAACGCCUGUAGUUUUGAGUCCGGGCGAAUUGUUGGAUUCAGCCGCUUUGAAUGCCAAGGCGAUUGAUUUCGUCCGUCGAAACAGCGUCACCGAUCUGUCAGAGCGCAAGGAUCCCCUGUGCGGCUUAGUGAAAAACGGCGGGUCCAAGCGCAAUGCCUUGCUCAAAUGGUGUCAAAAUAAGACAGCAGGCUACCGUAAUAUCGAUAUAACUAACUUCAGCAGUUCCUGGAAUGAUGGCCUAGCAUUGUGCGCAAUUUUGCACUCCUAUCUGCCGCGAAAGGUGCCGUACGACACAUUGACGCCGGCGGAAAAACGACGGAACUUUUCGAUCGCCUUUUCUGCUGCCGAGAGUGUUGGCAUACCUACCACCUUGAACAUCGGCGAAAUGUGUCAACUCGAGCGACCUGAUUGGCAACAAGUCAUGACAUACGUGACCAGCAUUUACAAGCACUUUGAAACGUAAUUGAUUAUUGUUUCAUCACGUUGCCUGUCAGGCGGCUGCUAUAUCGGUUGAAUCGCGUUCGGAAUCGCGAAACGAGCGAGAAAGAACAACAGCAUCUAGUCAAGAAAAUUCUUAUAAGGACAAAAAGAAGAAGAUGCAGUAAGAGAGAUUCCGGAGAUUUGUCGAGAAUCGCUGAAUCAGCACUGCCUACUAAUUAUUAUCUCCUUGUACGCGUUGUAUAUAAUUUUUGAGAGAAUUGCGAAA
Molecule: messenger RNA, 5302 nt
Organism: Pogonomyrmex barbatus (red harvester ant)
Lineage: Eukaryota; Metazoa; Arthropoda; Insecta; Hymenoptera; Formicidae
Product: cytospin-A
Molecular function (GO): protein binding
Source: RefSeq, a predicted model, not a curated record